This is a messenger RNA of Entamoeba invadens IP1, 534 nucleotides long. RefSeq lists its product as hypothetical. The record is from RefSeq and is a predicted model, not a curated record. Lineage: Eukaryota; Evosea; Mastigamoebida; Endamoebidae. The transcript has a single exon. Bases 1 to 534 code for a protein of 177 amino acids.
AUGGCAGAAAUCAUGAACUCUAUUGAUCUCUCCUCUUUUCAUAAGAAUGUCAUUUUAUCAUUCGAACGAGGAGGAAUGGUUUCUAGGUUUGUGGACGGUAAAUGGAGGUUCUAUGAUGACAUACAAAGUGCCGAAAGAUUUAUUAAAGAAUACAAAACUUACAUCACAAAUAAUGUAUUUAUCAGAAAGGAGUUAAUGGUCAAAUUAACUGCACCAAACAACACCAAAGAAAAGGUGUCCAUAAUGGAAACGUCAUCAUGUACCGACUAUCGACCAGAUGAUCACUCGAAGUUAUCUUAUGUCAAUUACUUUCUGUCUGGGAUUACAGCUGAUAAUGUCUGUACUGUCGCUCAUUUAAACAUGCUUAGUUCACUGUCUGAAAUGCUGUACUGUAAUGUAAUUAACAUGGAUGAUGAAUAUCAAAGAUACAAAUCACUGCAACCAAAUGAAACUACUAUUAAUUAUCAUGGUUUGAAUUUGUCUUUGGAGGUCUCAGAAGAAGAGUUGUUGGAAAUCGAAAGAUAUGAAAAUUAA